CGAGGACAGAGGCUUUCUCCAGCCACUGAUCUUCGCCCCUCAUCGCCGUUGCUGUUCUCACAGCAUUGAACAUCUGACACCAUGACCAAAACGGAUUUGUUUAUCGCCGUUCUUCUGAUGGUAUCAACGCUGCACUUGGCUGAAGCAACACGGUCCUUGGGGAUCUUAACUCGUGUUACAAAGAACACGGCAACAGAUGUAGAAAGCUGCUCUCUGAAUCUAAUUGUCCGCAACCUAGCUCAGGGAAGCAUGGACUUCCGGCUGUUAAACCAGGAUCAGAUUCGUUCUGGACAAGGGGCUGUUGCACAUGCACACACAGGGCAGGAAAUCGCCAUGGGUCCUAUAGAUGUGAGUACUAGGUCGCCGAGGGUGGUCCUGGCGGUGACAGUGAAGACAGAUACGAUGCGGCGUCCGAUGCGGAAGUUGUUGGAGAUCGACUUAUUGAAUCACUUCAAGCACGGGAACCUGAAGAGCUUGAAGCAGCUGGUGCUCACAGCGGUGGAAAGCUGGAGAUUGAAGUCUGGCAAGUAUCUAGUUAUCCAAAAUGGAAAUGGGAAGGUGCUGCUUUCGUUCAAAAUCUAGGACAGGAACUCAACGUUGAGAAUCUCUCCCGCUGUUUAGCUCAGCUUCUGCGAUCGGUUUGAUACAAACACGGAAUUGCGCCGGCAAUCGGGUGACUCACGCACUCUGCAUUGUUGAAAAAUUGAACUAGUCAACUUUUCCCUUAAAAGCUGUCUCAGCGGACGACGACUAACGACGCCGCAUGCUUGCUCCGAAGUCAAGCUACUUAGCUUCUAGAUCAUCGACAAACUACCACAUUUCUUCACAAGUGAUCUGUAUAUUAGAAUCUAUACCUCACCUGUAUUGCAAAUUGACAACAUGAGCAUUCAUUAAUGCCGAUUUCUACCA
Messenger RNA from Physcomitrium patens, 909 nucleotides. RefSeq lists its product as uncharacterized. Lineage: Eukaryota; Viridiplantae; Streptophyta; Bryopsida; Funariales; Funariaceae. The record is from RefSeq and is a predicted model, not a curated record.